AUGGCCUCGUAUGGCAGCGACCACGAGUCCGAGGAGGAGGACUUCAACCCAGUUACUGAGAUCGACGAGGAUGACGUUGCACCGACCAACGCGGCCUCGCGCAGCGCCGCCCCGGAUGAAGAUGACGAAGAUGAGGGAGACGCGCCGACCAUGACUGGCGACAAUGAGGAUGAUGAAGAGGGUGGUGGCAUAGAUCUCGACGAUGACGACGAUGAAGAGGAUGACGAAGAGGAUGAGGAUGAAGACGUCGUGGCUCGACCUGCAAAGCGACGGAAGAAGCAGAAGCGCAACAUGUUCAUCGAUGUUGAAGCCGAAGUUGACGAAGACGAGGAGGAGGAAGACGAGGGCGAGGAUGAUGCUGUGAGCGAAGUCCACCCUGAUGACCUCCUCGGACCCACCGACGCUGAACUCGAUGAUCGCCACCACCGCGAGCUCGACAUGCGUCGCGAAGUCAAUGCACAAAAGGAUGUCGAGGAGCUGGCAAAAGAAUUCGACGAGAAGUACAGGCGGAGAGAGAUGCAGAGUGCUCGCCGGGGGGCUGCCGGCGCAGUCCCACUGGCUCUGCCCACAGUCGACGAUCCUUCGAUUUGGGGCUGCAAGUGUCGUCCAGGCAAGGAGCGCGAGAUUAUCAUGUCGAUACAGAAGCGUAUUGACGACAAGAUGCGCACGAAACAGCCCAUCAACGUCUACUCGGCCUUUGAACGAGGACCCACCGGACCCCAGUCUGGUUUCCUGUAUGUCGAAGCUGACUCCAAGGCGGCCGUCAUUGAGCUGCUCGAGGGUAUCCAGAAUGUCUUCAUGGGCUCCGACCAGUUCUCCAUUCCACCAAAAGAGCGUCCAGAUCUUCUGCGAAAGAAGAAGCGGGCGCCACUAGAAGUUGGCAAAUUCGUGCGCAUGUUGCGACCGCCGACAUACAAGGGCGAUUUGGCAAAGGUUGUCGAGGUCUCUACCAAUGGUCUCGAUUGCGUUGUACAGCUCGUGCCUCGUCUCGACUAUGGUCUGAACGAGGACGCCAAUGCCGCUAUCGACAAUAAGCGCAAGCGAGGCGGCUUCUUUGGUCGACAGACUGAACGCCCACCUGCGAAGCUCUUCAAUGAGGCCGAGGCAAAGAAGCGGCACAUGAAGCAUCUCAGCAUGACAGGCUCGGGUAACCAACGAGCAUACACAUACAAGGGCGAGGACUACCAGAACGGUUUCUUGAUUAAAGAAGUCAAGGUCAACUGGGUCAGCACAGAAAAAGUCAACCCAAGGAUGGAGGAGCUGCAGUUCUUCUCGGUCCAGAAUGCUGAUGGCUCCGAAACCCUGGAUCUCGUGGCAGUCCAGGCAGCGCAGAAGGCUGCUGACUCAGGGGCCGCUUUCGCUGCUGGUGACAACGUGGAGAUCUACACUGGUGAACAAAAAGGUAUUCGCGGUUCGACGGUCACUGUCAUUGGUGACAUUGUCACCCUUCGAGUCAGUGAAGGCGAACUUCGCGGAAGGAGAAUCGAUGCUCCCGUCAAGACUCUCAGGAAGUUGUUCCGUGAAGGUGAUCACGUCAAGGUUAUUGGUGGCAGCAAGUACGUCGACGAAGUCGGUCUCGUCACUAGAAUCAAGGAUGAUAAGAUCACCCUACUCUGUGACUCGACACAAGCAGAGAUUACGGUCUUUAGCAAGGAUCUGAAGCGCGCUGCUGACUCUGCCAACCUUGGUGCCGACUCUAACUUCGAUCUUUAUGAUCUGGUCCAGAUUGAUGCUUCCACUAUUGGUUGUGUGGUCAGGGUCGACCGUGAGGUUCUGCGAGUCGUUGAUCAACAUGGCGACGUUAGAACACUCCUUCAGACUCAGGUCUCGCAAGUUGUAGGCAUCAAUAAGCAUGCAGUAGCUACAGACCGUGAUGGCUCCGAGAUCAGGCAUGAAGACGAUGUCAAGGAAUUUGCCGGCGAAGGACGUCACGGAAAGGUCCUUUUCAUCCACCGCGGUACUCUGUUCGUUCGAAAUCGGGAACUUGUCGAGAACCAGGGUAUCUUUGUGGUCCGCAGCACGAACGUCAUCACAAUGGCGGCCAAGAGUGGUCGCGCUCAAGCUCAGGGGCCCGAUCUCAGUGGCCUGAACCCGGCUCUUAAUGCAGGUGCGGGUGCCAAUGGCGCUGCCAUGCCUCCACCACGAAGCUUUGGUCGCGACAAGCUGAUUGGAAAGACUGUUGUCAUUCGCAAAGGUGCUUACAAGGGUCUUUUGGGUAUCGUCAAAGACACGAUGAACGACGAAGCCCGCAUUGAAUUGCACACCAAGAACAAGCAGGUAUCCGUAAAGAAGGAACUCCUCACUGUCAAAGACCCAAUCACCGGCAACAGCCUCGACUUUACUGGCGGCAAGUUCCCCAACCGUUCCCGCGGAGGCUUCUCCGGCGGCAGUACAAGUUAUGGCGGUUCCGGCGGCGGUGCUGGUGGACGCACUCCUGCUUGGGGUGGUUCCAGUGCUCGCGGCCCAUCCUGGGGCAGCGGUAACACUCCAGCUGGAGGUCGCACGCCAGGCUGGGGCGGUGGUGGAGGACGAACCCCCGGCUGGGGUGGCAACGACGGCAACCGCACAGCUUACGGGGGCAAUGAUGGCUCACGUACUGCCUACGGCGGCGAUGGAAGCCGCACAGCCUAUGGCGGCGCCACGGCCUACGGAGGAGCGACAUCUUACGGCGGCGGCACCGCUUACGGCGGCAACGACGGCAGCCGUACUGCCUAUGGUGGUUUCAACUCCAACUCUGGAUCCCGCACUCCUGCUUGGGGCGGCGUGUCUGGUGGUGCAUCGAAGCCCAUUUCCGCACCUACACCGGGUGCAUAUAGUGCACCUUCGCCUGGUGGCUACGCGGCGCCCACCCCUGGGGGUUACGGUGCGUACAGCGCUCCUACGCCGGGUGGACCACCCAUGGAUGCACCCACGCCUGGAAACUACAUGGCGGCUACACCUGGAGACGCGAGAUAUGGCAAUACCCCUGCGGCUGCGCCAACGCCGGGUGGUUGGGAUGUUGCUACGCCUGCGCCGAGUGGUGAGGAUCCGAGAUACGAUUAG
Molecule: messenger RNA, 3042 nt
Organism: Plenodomus lingam JN3
Lineage: Eukaryota; Fungi; Ascomycota; Dothideomycetes; Pleosporales; Leptosphaeriaceae
Biological process (GO): regulation of DNA-templated transcription elongation; regulation of transcription by RNA polymerase II; transcription elongation by RNA polymerase II
Cellular component (GO): DSIF complex
Molecular function (GO): protein binding; mRNA binding
Source: RefSeq, a predicted model, not a curated record